This is a messenger RNA of Mytilus trossulus (common blue mussel), 2438 nucleotides long. RefSeq lists its product as uncharacterized. The coding region runs from base 374 to 2161 and encodes 595 amino acids. The transcript has 2 exons. NCBI's taxonomy places the organism in Eukaryota, Metazoa, Mollusca, Bivalvia, Mytilida, Mytilidae. The record is from RefSeq and is a predicted model, not a curated record.
AGUCAAGGUCAACAUGGUCAUCUCAUGAUCAUGGUAUAUAUUAGUUGCAAUUGGCUAAUUUUAAUUAGAGUGACCAAUCAGGAAACCACACAUGAUAGCACCAUUGCAUGUGAGGGGACGCUUGGUCUUUUACGAUUUCGUUUUGAAAGCUGCUAGACGCCAUUUUGUGAUUUCAAGAGAAAAAGCCAAUUCUGUUAACUUUAGAAGUUUUCCCAUAGCUGAAGACGAUUUCAAGUUUGGAAAAGAGUGUUGGGAGUUACAGACUUCAUUUACAAGGUAUUAGGCCAUCCUAUUUACAUUUUUUAUACCUUUAUUCGAAUCCGAAAUACUUGUAUCAUAUUUUGAGAAAAACUAAUUCAAUUUUAAGGACAUUAUGGUUCAUACAGUUUUAAUUUUUGGUCACUCAUUCGUACGAAGAUUAGAUUCCUUUUUAUAUAGGAAUCGCGAGUUUGGUUGGUAUAAUUUGGGUUUCGAUGGUACUGAAAUUCAAGUGGAAUUUGCAAGCUUGGGAGGAGGUACUUUACGACCGGGACCUAAAUGCAUUCAAAAAGAAAAUUUUAUGCACAUAUUUCACACUUUUAAACCAAACACAGUUUUUAUGCAGAUCGGCGGUAAUGAUUUAACACAGGAAAAUAACCCAGACAAAUUAGCGCGCGAUAUCGUCUCGUUUGCUGAUUACGUUAUUACUGUCUAUGGAGUAAGUCACGUGGUCAUAGGUCAAUUAAUGCCGAGGUAUUCCGGAAGUUCCGGUCAUGACUAUAACGAAAAGGUAAACAAAGUGAAUCGUUGGUUACAUUUAGCAUUGAAAGGCCGGGAGAAUAUUACUUUCUGGCAUCAUCGAGGACUUUGGAAUAAUACUGCAUCGUUAUUAAUAGAUCAAGUUCAUUUAAAUAAUGAAGGCAUGCUGAUUUAUGCUAAAAAUAUGCCAACUCAGAGAUCUAGAGUGAGGAGGAGGGUGGCACCUACAGAUCUAAGGGAUGUUGACCCUGUUCCAGUCAUCCCUGACACAGUUGCACCACAGCCAAGACGGCGAAAGCGUGCAAGGGCUGAUACCACUCAAGUACCAGCUGGACGACCCGUUCCCCCAGUGCAGCAACCAGCAGAACCAAUACCACAGAUUCCUGUUACGCAUCUGUCAGCAGACCAAAUAGCUGCUGCAAUGAUUAGCCAGCUAAAAGAUUCUGGUGUGCAACUUACCGUCAACAGGGAACCAGUACCUGUAACAACAAACUUUCUGGCAAAUUAUUUAACAGAUGGAUUUUCGCAUGAGAACACUGGGAGAAGGGACUUACCCAAUGCAGAACCAAUACAAAGUGCUGAAAGUCAACCAAAUCCAUCAUAUGUAUUGGCACCACCACUAGUAACGGACCCUGAUGUGUUAGCGUACACAGGUCAAGACGCAGUUGAUGGUCCGUCACAUGCUUUAGGAAUUGACAAUUCGGCAAUGGGUAAAACAGCUUCAUAUAUUUUACAGAACACUUUACCUCUAGGUUUCAAUGUUGAUGAAAAACUAAGGAGAGACAUUUGGUCAGAUUUAUAUCUGGAUUUGAUAAAACUUUCACCAAAUUUUAAUGAUGAGGAAAAUGAUGACAUUCUGUUUAGUACAAAAUCUGUUAAAAUUUCAACAACUGCAAAGGCAAAACAGUUAACCAACAUUCACCAAUGGACAGCAGCCUUCGAUAUCUUUAUGUCUAUUCAUCAUGUUAAAUUUCCUCAUUUAAUUCUCAGUUUGAUCAAAUAUGCUUAUAAUAUAAGGGCCAUGUCAAAACAAUUUGGUUUUCACAUGGCUAGGUCAUAUGACGAGGCUUUCCGCAGGGUACGCAAAGUGAUGAGGUUUGAUUGGUCUAAUGUAAAUGAUGAUUUAUGGCGUACUGCCUUUUAUGAGCAUUUCAAUAGCAGUCAAACCCCAAACGGUAACACUAAUAAUAGAAUAAAUAGGCAGGUUGGAACUUCUCCCUUUCCAAGACAGGCUCAGCAGCAAAAUAAUCCAUUCCCAAUGGGGUACUGCUGGGCCUACUGCAGAUCAGGAGAAUGUGCCAACAUUGCAACUUGCAAACUUAGACACGAAUGUGUCAGAUGUUCCAAAAAACAUGCAACAGUUUCAUGCAGGGAAGGGUCAUCAAAAUUCAACAAGUCUGCCUACACCAGUAAGGGUAAAUAAGCUUAACCAUUUUCUUCAGGGAUAUGACAGUAAUCUGAAAAAUAGAUUGGUUCAUGGUUUCAAAUUUGGGUUUAAGUUAAAUUCAUCCUUAAUUCAAACAGAUAAAAAUUUUCCUAAGAACCACAAAAGUGCCAGAGAGAAUCCUGACAUAGUAAAUAAGAAAAUUUCAAAGGAAAUUUUAAAGGGUAGGUUAAGGGGGCCUUUUAAAGACCCACCGUUUGAAAAUUUCAUUUGCUCACCUUUAGGUCUAGUUCCCAAAAAAGAGGAAGGUUCAUUU